This is a messenger RNA of Anoplopoma fimbria (sablefish), 1113 nucleotides long. It is a transcript of the gene s1pr1, whose product is annotated as sphingosine-1-phosphate receptor 1. Bases 1 to 1113 code for a protein of 370 amino acids. Gene Ontology annotation, biological process: sphingosine-1-phosphate receptor signaling pathway; angiogenesis. The transcript has a single exon. Lineage: Eukaryota; Metazoa; Chordata; Actinopteri; Perciformes; Anoplopomatidae. Gene Ontology annotation, cellular component: membrane. Gene Ontology annotation, molecular function: sphingosine-1-phosphate receptor activity. The record is from RefSeq and is a predicted model, not a curated record.
AUGGCUGAGCCCGACUACUCCGACCUGAUCGCCAAACACUACAACUACACCGGCAAGUUCCGAAAGACGCAGCAGGACUCGGGCCUGAAGGCCGACUCGGUGGUCUUCAUCAUCGUGUGCUGCUUCAUCAUCCUGGAGAACAUCCUGGUCUUGACCACCAUCUGGAGGACCAAGAAGUUCCACAAGCCCAUGUACUACUUCAUCGGGAACCUGGCGCUGUCGGACCUGCUGGCCGGCGUCGUGUACACCGCCAACAUCCUGCUGUCCGGCGCCAACACCUACAAGCUGACUCCGACGCAGUGGUUCAUCCGGGAGGGCAGCAUGUUCGUGGCUCUGGCGGCGUCCGUCUUCAGCCUGCUGGCCAUCGCCAUCGAGCGCCACCUCACCAUGCUGCAGAUGAAGCUGCACAACAACGGAAACACGUGCCGCGUCUUCCUGCUCAUCAGCGCUGUGUGGAUGGUGGCGGCGGUGCUGGGCGGCCUGCCGGUGAUGGGCUGGAACUGCAUCCGCAGCGUUACGCGCUGCUCCACGGUGCUGCCGCUCUACCACAAGACCUACAUCCUGUUCUGCACCACAGUCUUCAGCAUCAUCCUCAUGGCCAUUGUGGUGCUCUACGCCCGCAUCUACGCGCUGGUUCGCACGCGCAGCCGCAAACUCGUCUUCCGCAAAGUGACCAACGGCCGCGGCAGCGCCGGCGCCAACAUCAAGAGCUCGGAGAAGUCCAUGGCGCUGCUGAAGACCGUCAUCAUCGUCCUGAGCUGCUUCAUCGCCUGCUGGGCGCCGCUCUUCAUCCUCCUGCUGCUGGACGCCGCGUGCGAGACGCUGAGCUGCCCGAUCCUCUACAAGGCCGAGUGGUUCCUGGCGCUCGCCGUCCUAAACUCCGCCAUGAACCCGCUCAUCUACACGCUGACCAGCAACGAGAUGCGCCGUGCAUUCCUCAAGACGCUGCUCUGCUGCACCGCCUGCCUGCGGCCCAACGCCAAGUCCAGCGGGCCCAUCAUGGGGGCGGAGUUCAGCCGCAGCAGGUCGGAUAACUCCUCCCACCCCAACAAGGAGGAGGCAGAGUAUUCGCCGAGGGAGACGACCUCGGGACGCGUCACCUCGUCCUCCUAA